Fonsecaea multimorphosa CBS 102226 is the source of this 1566-nucleotide messenger RNA. RefSeq lists its product as uncharacterized. NCBI's taxonomy places the organism in Eukaryota, Fungi, Ascomycota, Eurotiomycetes, Chaetothyriales, Herpotrichiellaceae. Gene Ontology annotation, cellular component: nucleus. The record is from RefSeq and is a predicted model, not a curated record. The transcript is spliced from 5 exons. The coding region runs from base 1 to 1566 and encodes 521 amino acids.
AUGCUGCAACGCGCGGCGAGAGACACUAUCUCUGGUGAAACUAGCAAUGCUGACGUCUUACACGUAUCGCCAUCGCCUAACUGGACGACCGCAGCUCACCCGGUCUUUCAAACCAACGCCGGUGCCGGAUAUUGCAGAAUCCCACAAGCGCUCGCUCUGGAUCUUACCGUGCUCUAUUUCAGCCAUGCCUACAAUGCCAGCCUGCUACUCCACCAAGAAACAUUUUUGUCAGAAGUGAGGGCUGGUACGGCAAAUCAUCAUGUUCUGUUGAGCGCGUGUGCUUUUGCGUCAAAAUUCUACCGAGGACCUUCCAGCCAUCAUUCCUUGACAGACGCAGGAUUUGGCCGCGAGUGGGCACGUUCCGCAGAGUCUAUGGUUACCAUGGAGCUGGGAGAGCCUCGAGAGGAGAACAUUGUCACCUAUAUCAAUCUUGCGCUCUACUGGUAUAGCGAGGGCGCGUGGCGCAAGAGCUUCAUAUACAAAUGGAAUGGAAUUCAAAUUGCAUAUGUCCUUGGCAUUCCAGCGGGGCGUCAAGAGCCCAACGCGAAGCCGCUGGAGGUGGAAGUGAGACGACGUCGCUUCUGGGCGUGUGCAUGUAUGAUGCUAUUUGGCUCCAAGCCCGAUUUUGCAAUGAACAACUUCUCCCAGGCCACUGCACGGCUCCGGAAACCCUGCCCGGAGAGUCAGUUCGAGGCUAUGAGUAAGACAAAUGCAAGUAUGUCAAGAAGUAGUGAGCCCAGUAUCUAUGCGGUGCUCAUCGAUAUUUUGAUGAUCUGGAAUGACAUCUACUAUUCGGUAAAGAAUGGCAACAAUCAACUCGACAACCUUCAGAGCCUGCACUCAAGAGUUGAAGCCUGGAACAGCUCGCUUCCCGGAGCGUGGAAGUUCACACCAGCUCUCCUUGAGUCCUCUUGGACUCAUGUGCAACCACUCUACAUCCUUCUCCACAUCUUGUAUCAUCAAAGCCUCGCUACGCUGCACGCAUCCAUUGUCCCUCUCUUCUCGUGGGGCCACUCUGAAGCGGGACUAAAUUACGCUCGACGAAGUUCGGCCCAGGAAGCCUUUGAGCGAGCUUGCUCCGUCUCUGCUUGUCUGAAAGCCAUUCUCCAGUCUUCCUUGAGUCCGGAUCGCAUUCCCAGUUUCAUCGGAUAUGCAGCUUACGCGUCCUGCGCGGUCCAGAUCCCGUUUCGGUGGUGUACGGAUCCAGAGGUGCGGGCACGCGUAUCGACCAACCUUGUGGCGAACCUCAAGAUCAUGCAACAAAUGGGGCUUUACUGGCGAUUUAUUUCUCUUCUGUGCACCAAUGUCAUGGCCCUCUACUCGACCGUCGAGAAAGAUCGGCCUGAGCUGCAUGGCGAGCCGAAGGUCUUGACUCCCGAUCAGCUGUGUAAUCAUCGAUGCGUUCAUGGCCGUGCACAUACCUCGAUCCUUAGUCACAACGAGAUCGUGUGGAACCGAGGAUCGAUGGCCGAGCGCGACGCCGAAAUUGUUGAUCUUGGACUACAGGCAAGUGAAAGCCAGCAGGGUGCGAUAAAUGAAGGUGAGUCACCUUCGAGGUGUACGUAA